GAGGAGUGGGGACAAGGUCGAGCGACGAGUCAUCUAUCCGCGCGCCCGAGCGCGGAAACCGAGGGGCAGGCUCGCGCUCUGCCUGCUUCGUGGCGCUUGGUUCGUCCCUCGCCCGAGGAGCGCGGUGGCGGCGUGGGAGGGAGCCUCUGACGGCGUCUGUGAUGGAGUUGAACUAGAUCAGUGGUUCUCAACAACUGAUUUUGCAACAACCUACUAUGUUGGGCUCAUCUGUGAGUUAUGGAACUCUAUUUUAAGAACCUCUCAAAACGAAACAAGCAAAUCAUGGAGAAGAAUGGAAAUAACCGAAAGCUGCGGGUUUGUGUUGCUACUUGUAACCGUGCAGAUUAUUCUAAACUUGCCCCGAUCAUGUUUGGCAUUAAAACCGAACCUGAGUUCUUUGAACUUGAUGUUGUGGUACUUGGCUCUCACCUGAUAGAUGACUAUGGAAAUACAUAUCGAAUGAUUGAACAAGAUGACUUUGACAUUAACACCAGGCUACACACAAUUGUGAGGGGAGAAGAUGAGGCAGCCAUGGUGGAGUCAGUAGGCCUGGCCCUAGUGAAGCUGCCAGAUGUCCUUAAUCGCCUGAAGCCUGAUAUCAUGAUUGUUCAUGGAGACAGGUUUGAUGCCCUGGCUCUGGCCACAUCUGCUGCCUUGAUGAACAUCCGAAUCCUUCACAUUGAAGGUGGGGAAGUCAGUGGGACCAUUGAUGACUCUAUCAGACAUGCCAUAACAAAACUGGCUCAUUAUCAUGUGUGCUGCACCCGCAGUGCAGAGCAGCACCUGAUAUCCAUGUGUGAGGACCAUGAUCGCAUCCUUUUGGCAGGCUGCCCUUCCUAUGACAAACUUCUCUCAGCCAAGAACAAAGACUACAUGAGCAUCAUUCGCAUGUGGCUAGGUGAUGAUGUAAAAUCUAAAGAUUACAUUGUUGCACUACAGCACCCUGUGACCACUGACAUUAAGCAUUCCAUAAAAAUGUUUGAAUUAACAUUGGAUGCACUUAUCUCAUUUAACAAGCGGACCCUAGUCCUGUUUCCAAAUAUUGAUGCAGGGAGCAAAGAGAUGGUUCGAGUGAUGCGGAAGAAGGGCAUUGAGCAUCAUCCCAACUUUCGUGCAGUUAAACACGUCCCAUUUGACCAGUUUAUACAGUUGGUUGCCCAUGCUGGCUGUAUGAUUGGGAACAGCAGCUGUGGGGUUCGAGAAGUUGGAGCUUUUGGAACACCUGUGAUCAACCUGGGAACACGUCAGAUUGGAAGAGAAACAGGGGAGAAUGUUCUUCAUGUCCGGGAUGCUGACACCCAGGACAAAAUAUUGCAAGCACUGCACCUUCAGUUUGGUAAACAGUACCCUUGUUCAAAGAUAUAUGGGGAUGGAAAUGCUGUUCCAAGGAUUUUGAAGUUUCUCAAAUCUAUCGAUCUUCAAGAGCCACUGCAAAAGAAAUUCUGCUUUCCUCCUGUGAAGGAGAAUAUCUCUCAAGAUAUUGACCAUAUUCUUGAAACUCUAAGUGCCUUGGCCGUUGAUCUCGGCGGGACGAACCUCCGAGUUGCAAUAGUCAGCAUGAAGGGUGAAAUAGUUAAGAAGUAUACUCAGUUCAAUCCUAAAACCUAUGAAGAGAGGAUUAAUUUAAUCCUACAGAUGUGUGUGGAAGCUGCAGCAGAAGCUGUAAAACUGAACUGCAGAAUUUUGGGAGUAGGCAUUUCCACAGGUGGCCGUGUAAAUCCUCGGGAAGGAAUUGUGCUGCAUUCAACCAAACUGAUCCAAGAGUGGAACUCUGUGGACCUUAGGACCCCCCUUUCUGACACUUUGCAUCUCCCUGUGUGGGUAGACAAUGAUGGCAACUGUGCUGCCCUGGCGGAAAGGAAAUUUGGCCAAGGAAAGGGACUGGAAAACUUUGUUACACUUAUCACAGGCACAGGAAUCGGUGGUGGAAUUAUCCAUCAGCAUGAAUUGAUCCACGGAAGCUCCUUCUGUGCUGCAGAACUGGGCCACCUUGUUGUGUCUCUGGAUGGGCCUGAUUGUUCCUGUGGAAGCCAUGGGUGCAUUGAAGCAUACGCCUCUGGAAUGGCCUUGCAGAGGGAGGCAAAAAAGCUCCAUGAUGAGGACCUGCUCUUGGUGGAAGGGAUGUCAGUGCCAAAAGAUGAGGCCGUGGGUGCGCUCCAUCUCAUCCAAGCUGCGAAACUUGGCAAUGCGAAGGCCCAGAGCAUCCUAAGAACAGCUGGAACAGCUUUGGGUCUUGGGGUUGUGAACAUCCUCCAUACCAUGAAUCCCUCCCUUGUGAUCCUCUCCGGAGUCCUGGCCAGUCACUAUAUCCACAUUGUCAAAGACGUCAUUCGCCAGCAGGCCUUGUCCUCCGUGCAGGACGUGGAUGUGGUGGUUUCGGAUUUGGUUGACCCCGCCCUGCUGGGUGCUGCCAGCAUGGUUCUGGACUACACAACACGCAGGAUCUACUAGACCUCCAGGAACAGACAUGGACCUUCUCUCCAGAGCUCCUGAGUGGAAUCAAGUUCUUGUCUUUAGGAUGACCGUUUCUUAACAAUCAAAUCUGGUAUUGAACUGCAGGUGACUUUGGCAGAGAAAUGUUUUCACUUUUGGUCUCCUCUUCCAGAGUCACCUUUCCCCACUCCUAUUUUUGUAGAUGCUAUUCUUUCUGAUGUCUUCUUACUAGGGGUCAUUUUAGCUCAAACCCUGUAAGUUGCAGUCACAAUUUUCUGUGCCAAAGUAGCUACAAUAAUAGAGAGGAAGCCUUCUUAGAACUCUGCUUACUAAUGUAUUAAUACCACUGAGACCUUCAGGCCUUGCCUGGGAUAUCACUUCAUCCUGAAGUUUGCAUUAAUAAUCCUUCCAGGCCGGGCACAGUGGCUCACGCCUGUAAUCCCAGCACUUUGGGAGGCCGAGGCGGGCGGAUCACGAGGUCAGGAGAUCGAGACCAUCCUGGCUAACAUGGUGAAACAUGGUGAAACCCCGUCUCUACUAAAAAUACAAAAAAUUAGCUGGGUGUGGUGGCGGGUCCCAGCUACUCGGGAGGCUGAGGCAGGAGAAUGGCAUGAACCAGGGAGGCGGAGCUGGCAGUGAACUGAGACCGCACCACUGCACUCCAGCCUGGGUGACAGAGCAAGACUCCAUCUCAAAAAUAAUAAUAAUAAAUAAUAAUAAUAAUAAUAACAAUAAUAAUCCUUCCAGCUGGGUGCAGUGGCUCACGCCUGUAAUCCCAACAUUUUGGGAGGCCGAGAUGGGCGGAUCACCUGAGGUCAGGAGUUCAAGACCAGCCUGGCCAACAUGGUGAAACCCCAUCUCUACUAAAAUACAAAAAUUAGCCGGGCGUGGUGGCAUGUGCCUGUAGUCCCAGCUACUCGGGAGGCUGAGGCAGGAGAAUUGCUUGAACCCGGGAGGCGGAGGUUGCAGUGAGCCGAGAUCAUGCCACUGCACUCCACCCUGGGUGACAGAGCGAGACUCCGUCUACACACACACACACACACACACACACACAAAUCCUUCCUCCUCUAACCCCAAACUAAGAUCACAGAAGGUGAUCCAGUCAGAGAAGAGAGGGAAAUCUUACCAGGAAGGGCUUAAGUACACUUUUUUAAAACAGCUUUAUUGUUUUUAAAGCCUACAAUUUGAUAAGCCUUGACAUAUGUAUACCUGUGAAAGCAUCACCACAAUCAAGACAUUGGACAUAUCUAUCACUCCCCCAUCUCAGAUAUCCCCCCUAAUCCUGGAUACCAUUUGUUGAAAGAUGUUAUUACUCUAGCUGAACUUACAAGAGACUUUAGACCAGGGAUCUAAAUUACAGUGGCCUUAGUAACCUUGUCCUUAUCUUCUUAGGACAGCUGAGAAGCCACUGGGACUUAGAGCCUUUAAAAGGAGAUUAACUGUCCCAAAAGGAUCUUUGCUACUGACCAGCAGACACUUCUUCCUUCAGUAGCCUUUCAUACUGUGUUGAGUAACACCCUAGGGUGUCCAUUAAAGUUUUGAGUUUUACCUAGAGCCCAGAGCCAUGAAUCAGGAUUCUGUCUACAUGAUUCGUGUUUUCAUUGGUGUCAAAAUACAAAAGCCAAAGUUCUGGCUAUGAAUUGUUAACUUGGAAGAAAUACUAACUGCCACCACUUAUUAAGUGCCUACUGUGUGCCAGGCUCUGAACUAGGUGCUUCAUAUACAUUAUCCUAAAUUCUCUCAACAUAUGAGGUAGGUGUUUUAAUUUUUAUUUUAUAGAACUUGGUGUGUUUGACUGUUAAGCUAUGGGGCUAGAGAGAGGGUUUGAUCCCAGGUCCCUCUGUGCUUUUUCUGCUGAGCCACACAACCUCUCAUUUCAAAAACACUUUCAAAAUGCUAACAUAUUCUAAUUCACUCUAGGCCACCAAAAACUUUAAUACUAAUAUCUGAUUUGUAAAUGACUUAAUGUAUCCUUGACCCUAUCAGCUGAAUGUAAUCAAAUAUUCCUCUCUGCUGUGAAAUUUUACCAGUAUAGUAUUUGGUCUAGUGACAGGUGUUCUACUUUUUUGAGACGGGUCUCACUCUGUCACCCAGGCUGGAGUGCAGUGGCUCAAUGCAACCUCCGCCCCCCAAGUUCAAGUGAUUCUCCUGCCUCAGCCUCUUGAGUAGCUGGGAUUACAGGCACAUGCACCACGCCCGGCUGAUUUUUUUUUGUAUUUUUAGUAGACAGGGUUUCACCAUGUUGGCCAGGCUGGUCUGGAACUCCUGACCUCAGGUGAUCCGCCCGCCUCUGCCUCCCAAAGUGCUGGGAUUACAGGUGUAAGCCAUCACACCUGGCCCUAGUGACAGGUUUUUAUGGGUACUUUUAGAUGAUCUAAAAAAUCAUGUGCAUAUAUCUUUCAGAUUUUUAUUUUGGGAAAAUGAAGGUUUCUACAACAUAUUGUUUCAGUGUUCAAAUAAACUGAAGGAAUCAACAUUACAUUUGAACUAUAUCCUUCCUAGUGGGUUAGUGUGAAAAAGAGUUUGGCUGAUUCCUAAAACUCUGCCAGCCCUGCAGUAAUCUCCAGGGCCUGGUUAUUGUUCAGACAUUCCAUGGUGAUUCCUGGGAAGGAAGCUUGGCUGCUCAGUUUCUGAGUCUGGGGUGAGAUAAUGUUCUGGGAAGGGACAUCUGUUCUUUGGUGUAAUCUCUCAUGGUGAAAUCUGCUCUGUACAUCAGACAAUUGCAUUGCUACCAAGUUUCAUACCAAAUAUUUGAAAGGAUGGUAUUGAAUCUAAAACCAAAUAUUAGUUUUUAUUAAACUCAUGGGAAGGCUAAUAUAUUCCAACAUAAAUUAUUACAUAUGGUUAAGUAAUUGCAUGUUAAUUUAUUUUAAUGUAAAUAUUUGUUACUGUUCUGAGCCAAAUUCUAAAGAAAAAAUAAAUACAUUUCCUUGUUGAAA
Molecule: messenger RNA, 5372 nt
Organism: Pan troglodytes (chimpanzee)
Lineage: Eukaryota; Metazoa; Chordata; Mammalia; Primates; Hominidae
Gene: GNE
Product: glucosamine (UDP-N-acetyl)-2-epimerase/N-acetylmannosamine kinase
Exons: 13
Coding region: 238-2451 (737 amino acids)
Biological process (GO): UDP-N-acetylglucosamine metabolic process
Molecular function (GO): UDP-N-acetylglucosamine 2-epimerase activity; hydrolase activity, hydrolyzing O-glycosyl compounds; N-acylmannosamine kinase activity
Source: RefSeq, a predicted model, not a curated record